AUGUUUCUUCUACGCCCCUUACGACGGAGUCCGCAAUCAACCCUUCUUCUCUACCUGUCCCCUCUCCCCUUCAUCGCUACCCCCGUCUCUGCCCAUGGCGGCCACACGGACAAGAUCCCCGAGGGAGAAGCCGUCUCUCCCGAUCCCUUGGACAGUCGACUAUGGCUUCACAUUCUGCUCAUGAUCGUCUCCUUCGGUCUGAUCUUCCCCUAUGGCAUGGUUUUGGGUAUCAUUAAGAGUCGCUGGCAUGUCCCUCUGCAGAUUGUGGGCACGGUCAUCGCAACCGUGGCGUAUUUCUUGGGACACAUGCACAAGGGACGACAAUUCCGCCACCCGAACAUUCACGCGAGUUUUGCCAACAGCUUGGUGUUGAUGCUUCUCAUUCAGGUCGGGCUGGGCGUCGGACUGAAGCUACAUCUCGAGGAGAAAAAGGGAUGGAUCGGCCGAGUCUUUGGAGGGAAAGUUGGCAGAGGCGGCAGGAGAGGUGUGGUCAUGAUCCACGGCUGGCUAGGCAAGUUGAUGCCCAUUGUCGCCUGGGCGCAGAUGCUCUUCGGAGGCAUCGUCGCGAUGGGGUAUUGUCGCGGCGACCAUUUGGGGCAGUGCCUGGCGCAUUUCAUCAUGGGAUCAGCAUUCAUCGGGUACGGAAUUAUCAUGACUCUCCUAUUGCUCGUGGGCCAAGCAUGGUUGAGAAGGACGGGCCGGAGCCAGGAGUUUUUCGACAGCUGCGUGAUCGCGGCAUGGGGCUGCGUCAAUACGUUUACCGAACAUCGCUGGGGCCAUCCCUGGGUCAAGAACGACCUGCAACACACGAGCAUGGGGAUUGUCUGGUGGUGCGCUGGAUUGCUCGGAGUAUGGUUGUCGAGAUCGAGGAACGGAAGACCGAAGAGGAAUAUCCUGCCUGGCCUGGUCAUCCUCCUGACCGGCUGGGCCAUGAGUGCCCAUCCCCAAGAUCUGCCUCUGAGCACCAUGGUGCACACGGUGUUUGGAUACACCCUGAUGGCCGCGGGUGCGGCGCGGAUCGUUGAGAUUUCCUUCUUGCUAAAGGACAGCCGUGGCACGGGCGAGGUCAACAGCUGGCAGCACUUGCCGCCAUUCCUCCUCUACGCCUCGGGCUUCCUUUUCAUGGGCGCGACCGAGGAACAAAUGCACCUCCUCUCCGACGCCGACGUCACCCACGUCUCGUACAUCCUGAUCCUCUACAGCAUCGCCUUUAUGCUCUACCUGUUCGUGAACAUCCUGCUGUACGUCUAUGCGAGCCACGCAUGGCCGGACGACGAGAGCAACGGCGUUCGCUCGUCUUAUGGCGCGCCAAGCAGCUCUGGGUCCGGGAGAAGUCUGAGUGUGGCGGGGCCGGCGAGCGGUCCUGGUGCGCACCACGCGAGGAAAAUGUCCACCCUCGCAGGCAUCGGCAUGAACGGCGGCGCAAAUGGCUCCGUGAACGGGAGCGCCAGGCUGCCCCGGCACCGAGGCACCGCGAGCCAGCAGGUCCGGGACGCGGAAGAGUUCGAGCUCGAAGGGCUGAUCAGUGAUGACGGCGAGGACGACGUAGAGAGCCCCCACGCGGCGAAGAAGGAAGGGGCCGUGGCAUUGGCUUAG
This is a messenger RNA of Fonsecaea erecta, 1596 nucleotides long. RefSeq lists its product as hypothetical. NCBI's taxonomy places the organism in Eukaryota, Fungi, Ascomycota, Eurotiomycetes, Chaetothyriales, Herpotrichiellaceae. The coding region runs from base 1 to 1596 and encodes 531 amino acids. The record is from RefSeq and is a predicted model, not a curated record. The transcript has 2 exons.